This is a messenger RNA of Spinacia oleracea (spinach), 2135 nucleotides long. RefSeq lists its product as uncharacterized. Lineage: Eukaryota; Viridiplantae; Streptophyta; Magnoliopsida; Caryophyllales; Amaranthaceae. The coding region runs from base 1278 to 2135 and encodes 285 amino acids. The record is from RefSeq and is a predicted model, not a curated record. The transcript has 10 exons.
UAGAGGCUCAACAAAUCCAAGGAGAAAUUAAUGCCAUUGGCCGAAAUGAUAUCCUAGCAAGAGCACUUAAGACUCCUGAACAUGGAGGUUGUGUUAGAGGUGUCGGAUCAGGUGUUACCAAUAAGCAAUACUUUGGUUACAACAAACCCACACCAUCUAGUAAAUUGCGUUCCGAACUCAAUGGUGUCAAAUCAAAAUUAAUUUUUAUGAAAAACACUCAGGAUUUGUUGUUAAAUUACUUAAUGUCUAUUGGUCAGCUCAACCAAGACCAAUUGAAACAAUUUGGUGAUGGUGGUGGUAUCCAAGGGUUAGGGUUCGGGGGUGCCAAGUCUGCCCACUUUCAUGGUACGAAUGGCCAAGCACUUCAAGGUGCCUGUUUCCAACUAUCCUUAAAACAGAAUACAGUGCAACAACAAGAAGAUGGUGCUUGGCCUGAGCAUGAGAAUGUGCCUGACAGCAAUCAAGUUAGUCGUCGUUUAGAGGGUGUCUAAGAGGGUGGUUUUGGUGGCAGUCAAGGCCGGAUUGGGUGGUAUGUUAGGGGAGUACAAGUGACCAAAGACUGCAAGGUGCCAACUUUCAGCUUGCCUCAAAACAGAAUAAAGUUCAAGUUCCAGAAGUCUAAACUGUGGUGUACCAUGUUGCUUGGCCCGAUCUAGAGAAAGAAUACGUGCCUGAAACUGAGUUUGUACUUUCUACCGAGCAAGUCAAUGAUCAACCAUUUCCCCAGGGUGUUAGCAGUUUAUAUUCCUUGGCGGUUGAGAAUGACAAAGGUGUCCAUAUAGUUGCCGUCGGAGAAGUGUAUGUUGGUAGGGAAGGAGAAGUGGUCAAGAAUCAUUUCAAACCCAUGCCUAGCGGUCAUUAUCGAGUUUGUAUUAAAGAAGAUAUCAACUCAAGUGCGAAAUUGCCACGUCCUGACGGGGAAAUAAAAUUUGUUUUCAAAGCUCUGGUAGAUUUUUAAUAUGGCCUGCUCAUUUGGUUUUUCCGUUAAAGAAGGCUGCUGAUAAACAAAUAACAAAGGAAUUCUCCGCGCCAUCUCCAAGCUCGCCAUCAUCACAGUCAUCAUGCACUCGAAAGUAUACGAUCACUCCAACUGAUAGGUUAAAGUUGACUUCUAAUUUGGUUAAAGUUUUCAAGGAUGUAGCUAUUGGAAUGAAAAAGAGCGGAAAACGAAAACCUUCACGAUCCUAGCUAAAGUGUUCCUAAAUGAGCAAUGUGUUAGCCUUGAUUAUGAAGACAUCCUUGAUUGGUGAUUUCAAGGAGAGAUAAGAUCAUCUCACAUGUUGAUUUUAAUGAUGCAUCUGAGUGAGAUGGUUCUCAAAGAUGGCAUCUCUAGGCUAUAUGGAUUUUGUGACUGCACCUAUCUAUCCCCGCUAAGACGUGUGGAAAAAGAAGAUGAUCGAUGUGACUAUUUAUAUAGGGUAUUUGCGUGCAAUGAUGGAAAAAAUAAAUAUCAACUAUUCUUCUUGCCCUAUAUAGAAGAUCGGGAUUGGAUGUUGGUUGUUAUUUGUCCAUGGAUUGCAUUGGUUCAGUGGUUAGAUCCACUUGGAGCACAAAAUGAACCUCCCGAAUUUGCUCAAACAAUAAUCAACAGGGAAAUCAUCAAAUUUAGCGCGGAAUACCGAAAGGAUAUCCCAAAAAUAAAGAAGAACCCUUUCAUUACGUGGCAAAAAAUUGAGUGCCCUCGGCAACCUCCAUGCUCCAAGGAAAGUGGAUAUUAUGUUGGUCGCUACAUGAUUAAAACAAUAGCUUUGAGGCAAAUGUUCAUUCCUGAAAAGGUAUUGCUUGCUUCUGAUGCAUUGAAACUCAUGCUUAAUUUUUAUUCUAGAAUCAAUUGCAUCGAAACUCUCUUCCUAUUUCUACUACAUUUGCAGUAUUUGAAGUAUUUAUGGGGUCUUUGGAUUUAUUUUGCCAAAACUCUCACGUAUUCUCAAACUACGAUUGACAAGCUAAGGGAGAGGUGGAACUCAUAUGUUACUGAAUAUCCCCAACCAAAUAACGAUGAAUAUGAAGAUGAUGAUGAUGAUGAUCUAACGCUGUUGUUGCUGCAGUCUGUUCCUGCUGCAGACGUUGCUGUUGCUGUUGAGUUCUUGCGGUUGUUGUCUGUUGCUGUUCAUGAUAUUGGAUAUUUUUUUUAA